GCUGCGCAAACCAGCCCAAAUGCCAGCUGAUAGGGUCGAGGUAGUGUGUCAUCAAAGGCAGUUGCAACAUCAUUUCAGUACAGCUCUCUUAAAAGCAUUGACGUUUUAAAUCAACCUCUCUUGGGAGGUGUAUCUUUUUUUUUUUGAAUGACCAUGGCGAAUUUACCGAGAAGAAAAGUGCCUUCUCCACUGCGUCUAACAACGGUGUAGAUUGUGAGUGAGCUAGCUUCCUGGCUAGCUUACGAAGAUCGCAUCGGAUAGCAUCAACAACUAGCUACUGUCAAUUCUUACAAGCUGGUAUCGUGACUCCAAACACCAGCCAUGGGGAUACUGUUUACCAAAUUGUGGAGGCUUUUUAAUCACCAAGAGCACAAGGUUAUCAUCGUGGGCCUGGAUAACGCCGGGAAAACCACCAUUCUUUACCAAUUUUCUAUGAAUGAGGUGGUGCACACCUCUCCUACAAUAGGAAGCAACGUGGAGGAGAUUGUGGUCAACAACACCCACUUUCUGAUGUGGGAUAUCGGAGGGCAGGAGUCGCUGAGGUCGUCCUGGAACACGUACUACACAAACACAGAGUUUGUGAUUGUGGUUGUGGACAGCACCGACCGAGAGAGGAUCUCAGUGACCAAAGAAGAGCUUUACAGAAUGCUAGCACAUGAAGACCUGAAGAAGGCCGGGCUGCUCAUCUUCGCCAACAAGCAGGAUGUGAAAGGUUGCAUGUCUGGGGCUGAGAUCUCCCAGAGCCUCCAGCUGACCUCUGUCAAAGACCACCAGUGGCACAUCCAGGCCUGCUGCGCCCUCACUGGUGAAGGGUUAUGCCAGGGCCUUGAGUGGAUGAUGUCACGGCUGGGUGUGAGAUGAUGAACUCUGGCCCUCGACCCAGCAGAGCAACCUGGCUCUCUUUUAGCUCCUCCACUAAUUGGACACAGGGUCGGGGAUGAGGUCGAUGGACGGACCGGGACACCUCCUCUCUGUGACGCCGACUCGACCACCCCAGCCAGCCGGGACCUCGUUUUCUUUCCACGUUUAUUUAUUUUAAAAGAAGAGAAAGCAAAUUCUUACAGACUCUUACCACUCUGAACAAAAGACGCCUGACACGGUCUUGCCGGAGGACUCUGGUUGGAGAGAGGGAAGAAAGGACUGACGUGUAUUUAAAUAACAUUAUUUUUCUUCCUCACAUUGAAACACAGAUGAAAAGACACCCGUCUUGCCGGAUACUUUACCUGGACCCUUUUCUUUAGCUUUGUGUAAUUCCAGCCCUGUGUGGCCUUGCAGUAUUGCCUGACUGGCUGUGUUGGUUUUUACAGCAGUAAUACAUCCUACACAUCCCUGUUCCUUCUGUGCAGUAUUUACAUUGACCUUGUGCCUGCAUUGGAAUCCUCCCGUGACAACGGCUGACUAUGAUAGAGAUGUGCCGUGAGUGUGGGUGAAAUUACAGCACUGUAUGCCCUGGUCUCAGCCCAUAAUGGAAAAAUACUACCAACAGUGAAAUAAAGUGUUUUUAUCCGUUUUGGGUUGAAUCAAAAUAUCAUUUAUUGAUGUUGUCCUUUUUGUUGAUGUUCUUUUUAUUCCAUGGUGGUACGGCAGUGUCGGUUUUUGCUUUUUGUGCAAGACUCGUUUUUGUGGAGCAAAGAGAAGAGGGUUAAAGUUCAAAAGAGGUAAUGGAGAGAGGACACAACUACUAGGAGGCGAGCAUGUGAGGAGCAGAAACUGGUGGGGACAAGGAUAGAAUCUAGGUUUAAAGUUUUGUUUUGUUUUAUCAAAAGCAUGAUUGACAAAGUGAACCUGUCUCCUUUGACCAUGGAUAAUUCACACUUUAAAAAAAUCUAUAAGCCCAAAGUUGCUCGUAUUUGUAUGAAUUUGUGUUCGUAUAAAUUUGUUUUAUGUAAUAUUUUCUUUAAUGAUUGUCCCCAACAUUUAUUUUAAUAAGGUUACAUAUGACAAAGAAAUUGAUUAACCACUGUACUCUGGAACCUCACAGCUAACAUAAAGUAUUGCCCUGAUGAGGAAUUAAUAACUAA
Messenger RNA from Gadus morhua (Atlantic cod), 2021 nucleotides. It is a transcript of the gene arl5a, whose product is annotated as ADP-ribosylation factor-like 5A. The coding region runs from base 322 to 861 and encodes 179 amino acids. The transcript has 6 exons. The record is from RefSeq and is a predicted model, not a curated record. NCBI's taxonomy places the organism in Eukaryota, Metazoa, Chordata, Actinopteri, Gadiformes, Gadidae. Gene Ontology annotation, molecular function: GTP binding; GTPase activity.